Molecule: messenger RNA, 2342 nt
Organism: Scylla paramamosain (green mud crab)
Lineage: Eukaryota; Metazoa; Arthropoda; Malacostraca; Decapoda; Portunidae
Exons: 2
Coding region: 227-1336 (369 amino acids)
Source: RefSeq, a predicted model, not a curated record
ACUACUACUACUACUUUUAUCAUUACUUUCCCUAACCUGGUGGUGGCGCGCCUCAGGAGCAGCAUCUGCCCCUAAUCUAAACAACACCGCCAUCUUGCUCCUCUGGCACGCGCUUCGCGACUCGACACGCUAUCUGUAAAGGACAGAACAACCUUCGAGUAAAUAAAGCAGCCAAAGAAAUAUCAAGCCAUCAUUCAAUUCAGACACGGAGAACUUGAAGGGAACUAUGCUUCAGUUUCAGAAGUCACUAGAAAGUAAUUCAUUGUCCAUCUUCAGAAUUCCAGUCAACUACACUAAAGCAGUCCAAAAAGUAAAGCAAAAGAAAAUAGAAGAUCAUAAGGAGAAGGAAGAGUCUGAGAGUUCUGUCCAAGUGGUGCUCCUGGAUAAUAACCCUGAAUACAAAACACCAGAAGAAAAGCUUACCCACAUUCACAAUGAUAACCUAACACCAGAUGCAAGGCAGGAAGAAGAGACCAAGAGCACGAGCAAGGGUCAUCCUAGGAAUCUGCCAGCUAUCACAGCACUGAAACCUGAGAUUUGUAAAGAAGUGGCUGAGGUUCCAUCAUCAUGCAGUGUAAUAACAAAAACUGAGACCACUGUGUCCAAGAGAAGCAAGAACCCAACUCAACCAGCCCAUCCCACAAUAAAUGAGAACCAGCAGCAGUCUUACCCAAGUCAGGAAAAUCAGUUAGGUGAAAGAAAAACUGCCCAGAAGAGAUUUAAUGUGCCUGUCACUUUCCGGCAUCUGGAUAAUAUGGAUUUCUCUGUGAAUAAAAGGUACCAGGUGACCAUGGGUAGACCUUCAGUGAGAGGCAGACCUGGUCAGUUUGUGCCUGUCAAUCAGCCAGUAAUUUGUUCUGCAGAAACAUACACACCUGUCAAGAAAACAAACAUCACAAUUUCUCUUCCACCAAUGUCGCAUCAAACUGAGAAGCAGUUACUCAAAGUGUUUUUUGAGAUAUCAAAGCUGCAUGGCUGUGAUGUCAGUGUAGAUAGGAAAGAGAUAGCAAUGAGAGAUGAAGGCAGAAUCAGUAACUUGACUUAUUACAAUGGCAGUUCCCAGCAACCCACAAAAGCAGCUGGCAUCCAAGAGAGGAAAUCUCAGCAAUUAACAAAUAAACAACAAAAAUCAACACCUACCAAACCAACUUUUCCAAAACUGCGUACCCUCCAGUCAAAGCUUCACACUCUUGGGACACAGCUUCAUCCCUUAGAAGUGGGAAAAAGUUUGCCACAGAAACAAACACUAUGUCAAAACAGCAGCAGUGAUUCUGAUUCUUCCCUGCCCCUAUACCCAGAGGUCAUCAUGCAGAACUCUCCAUCAAAUCAAGUGUAACAGGCAGGAACCCCGCCCCUUUUUAUUUUUCCAUUAAAAUUUAAUUUGAAAAUGGUUAAAAUUGUGUAAUUUGGAUGGUACUUCUUUCUUUAUAUAUUUGCUUCAAAGGAUGCAACAUUUUUUCUUUGUUUUUUCUGUAUUAAGGAGGAUAUAUCACAUUAUUUGUACUCUGUUUAUAGGAGAAUACUGACAUAAACAUGAAAUUAUACUUAUGUAAAAUAUAGAUUUCUAGCCAAUAUGGUGACUUAGGUUUUCAAAUCUCGACACACAGGGAGUAGCUUACUUUAAUAAUACAAGAUAAGAGCUCACCCCUCAGGUCUUUUUAUUAGGGCAGACAUAUCAGCAGACAGCACAGAUGUUGGCUUAAAACAUCUUGGCUUUAUCACGUUUAUGUUGAUUGUAAGAAUGAUAUUGGAAAACUGUAAGAAUCUCAUUGAAAAAAAAAAAAAAAUGGUGUGGAUUUGCAUCAUAUCUUCAGCUGUUAAAUUACCAGUCUGAAGAUUUAAAGAAAAUUACAGUGCUGUAAGCAUGGUCUGCAUUAUAUGCUAAAAUUAUGGGUGAAACAAUAAAAAAUUUAAGUUUAUUAGUCAAGCUAGGCUUUUAAGGAAUUUUUACCAAUUUUGUUUUGGUUUUAAUAUUUUCUAAGAGUUUAGAGUUCCUUUAACCAAGUUUUAUGAGCAGAGAUUUAUGCUCACUGUUUUUGUUAUAGGAUAAUAAUCAUUUGUAGAGUAUACGUAUUCAUCUCUACUGUUGGCAUCAAAAUACCAAGAACUUUACCUGCCAAAAGAAUCAUGCUAAAUAUGAUGUAACCUGGACACAAUAAUAGGUAGGUAUGUAAUGGAUUGCCUGCUGUCUGGUGGCAUCUGAUCCUACUUCACUUCCUGUUGGAGUGAAUCAUCAAGUAGAUUUGUUUCAACUGUAUCCAGAAUUACACAGGUUCAUAUAAGUAUUUUCAGUACAAGAUUAUGAAAACAUGUAUCAUUACACAAUAAAAAGUUAUACUGUA